GUCAAGAUGAACCGUAGACAGGUUAUUUUGUUGAAGUGUUUGAACUUAUUGACUGUUGUCACAACAACAUUUAUGAUCUGGAAGGGUUUAUGUCUAACUACAAAGACGGAGAGCCCUAUUGCUGCUGUUUUAAGUGAGAGUAUGGAACCUGCUUUUAAGCGUGGGGAUUUGUUGUUUCUCACAUUACAAGACAGUGAUCCUAUAAUGGUUAACAACAUUUGUGUCUUUAAACUACCAGGACGAGACAUUCCGAUAGUACACAGAGUGAUAAAAGUGCAUCAAGAUGAAAGUGGAAAAGAGUUCAUUUUAACCAAGGGUGAUAAUAACAAAGUGGAUGACCGUACUUUAUAUUCCAAAGGCCAGAUGUGGAUACACAAAGAACACGUCAUAGGCAAGGUGAAAGGAGUUGUACCUUAUGUUGGUAUGGCGACCAUAAUAAUGUCUAAUACUUGGUUAAAGUAUACAGCUGUUGGUACAUUUGCUCUAGUUUUUUUCAUAUGUAAUAAAGAGUAG
This is a messenger RNA of Rhizopus microsporus ATCC 52813, 513 nucleotides long. RefSeq lists its product as uncharacterized. Bases 7 to 513 code for a protein of 168 amino acids. Gene Ontology annotation, molecular function: serine-type endopeptidase activity. NCBI's taxonomy places the organism in Eukaryota, Fungi, Mucoromycota, Mucoromycetes, Mucorales, Rhizopodaceae. The record is from RefSeq and is a predicted model, not a curated record. The transcript is spliced from 5 exons. Gene Ontology annotation, cellular component: membrane; signal peptidase complex.